Molecule: messenger RNA, 3257 nt
Organism: Patella vulgata (common limpet)
Lineage: Eukaryota; Metazoa; Mollusca; Gastropoda; Patellidae
Product: hillarin
Exons: 5
Coding region: 290-2113 (607 amino acids)
Source: RefSeq, a predicted model, not a curated record
UCUUUUUCAGGAAUUCGAAAAAUCUGGAAUAUUCGAUGCGCAGACGGAACUGGAAAAAGUUCAAAAAGAAGAAGAAGACAAACUUUACGAACAAAUAAAAGAAGAGAGAGAAAGAAAUAUACAGAGGUUGGAGGAGGAAUUAAAGGUCGAAAAGGACAAAUCUGUUCGCGAGUUGGUUUCGACCAUUAAGCGUUACUCGCCACAGAAGGGGGUAACAGGUCUAGAAAAGGAGACAGAAAAACUGGAGGAACAUUUUAAAAAGAAGAGAGAAGAAAAUGUACGGAAGUUAAUGGAUAGACUGAGUGUCGAACAGAAGAAUAAAGUAGCUCUUAUGAUACAGAAACACAGUCAGGCUAUGUUGAUGAUGAUUGCUGAAAGACUUAUGUCUCUAGAGGAGAGAAGUUCGUCAGAUUCCGAUGAUAAAACCUCCCCAGUUUGUGAUCUAUCUCGACCACCUCCUAUAUCACCUCCAGAGUUUAGAAGAUCUCAGUUAUUUAAAAGUCCUGCUGAAUUCGAAGAAGUUGAUAAUCAUGUCUUCCAGGUUGUACAGAAAGAGUAUUCGGCUUUUACUGAUCUGGUUAAAGAUUUAAUAGUUGGAUGUGAAACAGAUCUGGAAAAAGCCAGAGCUAUAUUCCGGUGGAUAACAUGUAAAGAUUUAAAUAAACUAGAUGUUUGUGAGACGGUGAAUCCUGAAUCACCUCUGGGUUUAUUACGUGGCAUUAAAUAUGGUACCGAGACAUACCAUGAUUUAUUUAAACGGCUGUGCAGUUUUGCUGGGUUAUAUUGUGAGGUUAUCCAGGGAUAUUCUAAAGGUGCGGGGUAUAAACCAGGAUUGAAGAUGGACGGAGAAAGGUUCAGGAACUCCUGGACAGCGGUCAGUAUUGAUGGUUCCUGGUGUUUCGUCAACAGCAAUUGGGGAGCCCGACAUGUAAAGGGAAAUAACUCUGCCGACAAAGAAAACAAAAAUCAGUUUUUUUACGAAUGUGAUGAGUUUUAUUUCAUCACAAAUCCCGAGGACCAUAUUUACCAGCACUUUCCUGACGAUUCAAGGUGGCAGCUUCUGGAGUGUCCAAUAUCCUUAUCAGAAUUCAUUAGCCUCCCGGUUGUCAAAUCUUCCUUCUUCAAUUAUGGACUGAAAUUCACGAUGCAUUACGAAUGUAAACAGUAUUCUAAAAAUGGACUUAUAGUGAUACAACUAAGAAUACCAAAUAUUCUGGGCUUCGGAUACACUCUAGAUCCAAAGGACAAGGGCAUAGAGCCGUCAGCAUUGGAAGGACGAGUGAUGUUGUGUAUCAUUGGGCACAAGGCAAUUUUCACAGUAGCGCCGCCUAAACCCGGCAAAUACUCUUUCACAAUAUUUGCCAAAGAUAACUGGUGUUCAGAGUCAUUACAGAGUGCGUGCGCAUUUGAACUCAAGUGCCGUGAACGUCGAGAAAAGAUCAAAAGCCCCUACCCCAAAGUGUCUUUCUUCGGUCCUACUCCGAGUAUGAGUCUUUAUGGUUUAAUUCCUCAAACUCACAUCGACCCGGUCAUGGUUUACAGCCAUGAUGAUAUUGUCAUUCAGUUCGAACUUCAUCAAGAUGUCAAACUAUCGCAUUCAUUGUGUUACCAUGGUAGAGAAAAAACAGAUUAUGACUUUCAGCGAUACGUUUUCAUCAAACAACGAGAUUUUGACUCAGUGUGUUACCAAAUCAGGUGCCCUACAAUGGGCAAGUUUGUGUUUUCCUUAUUUGGAGCCCGUGUUACCUCACCAAAUGACAACAACAGUCCUCUAGAGUGUCUCUUUCGGUAUCUUAUAGAAUGUCGUAACGUUACUAAAGACAAGCGCCCUCUACCUCGCGCAUGUCAUCGAUGGUGUGGUGCUGAUCUUCUCGAACCCAAGUAUGGCGACGUCGGCUUAGAACAAGCUGCUACGUUUCGUGUUCGAGUUCCUGCUGCUUCUGACGUAGCUAUGUUGAUAGGCGAUGCUUGGUUUCAUUUUCGGGAAUUGGCUGACAGUAUUUGGGAAGGCACUGUAUUAACGGGGAAGAAGCCUUGUAUAGCCAAGUUAUAUGGUAAAUUAAACAAAGAAACUAGUAGGUUCUCACCUUUAUUAGAAUUUCAAGUCAAGUGAAAUUUGACAAUUAGCGAUUUUUAUGUGAUUAAUUUAUAUAAAAGAAACUCAUAGAAGGUGGUUAAUACUAGAUUCACACAGGAACAUUAACGCAUUUCGAAGAAAAAACUUCCCUCAGACAAAAUGACGUCAUGAACAGAUUGCGAUAUAACUAUUUAUAUUUAGGGCGUUCUUAUGAGAAUCGCAAUGCACAUAUGAUUAAUCUAUAACUGUUGUCGAAUUUUAAUAUGUUGAUAUAAACACUCAAUUGGUUUUAAUUUGGAAUAGCGUCUAGUCGUUCGUAUGGGACGAAAAACUGGGGUCCCAUGUACACGCUUGUGUGCACGUAGAAGAACCAUUGACAGUUGGAAUCCGAUGAAGUAGACCGAAACGCCAUUGUGCGGAUAAAAUUUCCCUUGUAGUCUUCAUUGGCCCGGGGUUGGUGCAGACAAGUAGGACGCUAAACCUUAUUUCAUUUCAUUUCCGUUUCAUAUUAACAUUCAGUUUCGUCUAUGUACGUAUCAGACGUUACCCUAAAUUAUCUGACGAAGCAAUCCAAUGAUAUCGACUCUGAAAUGUCAUAUAACCACAUUAGUUUUAUCGACUUGGAAGUAUUGUCUUUGACUACAAUAACAAUGUAUAAAAAAUGGACUGGCGUGUAUAGAACAUAUUUUAAAAUCAAUACUAUUUUAUAACUUAGCAUAAAAAUGGUGACUUUAAAUGAAACGAAACCUGUAUAAACUUCCAAAUGCCGUAUUAACAUAUUUGAAUAAUUUUAUGAGUAAAUAUGCUUGUUGAUUGGGUGUGAUCUUAAACUCUGAAUUUGACUUCUACCGACAUGUAUUGUUCCUUUAUCUUAUAAACUUCCUGACAAUUCAAAGACCUAACCCGCCGCACACUAUCCAACUUUUAAUGAGACGGAGCCUAUAACUAGGUCGACAAUGCGCGUUAAGCAAGCAGAAUCUUCUGUUAUACAAUAACAUCUGCUACCAACAAUAAAGUCGAAUAAAAACAUCGAAACUAAUUUGACCAAAAGUUGCAUCGUGUGUGGCUAGCCUUAGGCGCUAUAAUUGUGUUGAUGAUUUAUUGUUAUGUUGUUUUGUCUAAAAAUCAAAUUAGAAUAAUAAUAAAAAAAAAAACGUUGAUUUAUCAUAUUGUUAUGUAA